Molecule: messenger RNA, 4492 nt
Organism: Meira miltonrushii
Lineage: Eukaryota; Fungi; Basidiomycota; Exobasidiomycetes; Exobasidiales; Brachybasidiaceae
Exons: 1
Coding region: 38-4384 (1448 amino acids)
Biological process (GO): positive regulation of protein phosphorylation; autophagy of peroxisome; autophagosome assembly
Cellular component (GO): Atg1/ULK1 kinase complex; extrinsic component of membrane; phagophore assembly site membrane
Molecular function (GO): protein kinase binding; molecular adaptor activity
Source: RefSeq, a predicted model, not a curated record
CAUCAUCACUAUCGGACAGAAGGAGAGCAUAGCAAAAAUGCUCGUCCAUCGAGCCCAUGAUGGUCACUCUUUCGACCUGGCUCGAACAUAUUCACAAUUUCAAUCCAAAGAGCAUUUAUUCGAAGUGAUCUCAGAAAUGACAGGGAUACCGGUUGAGGACCUAAUUUGUAUGACAAAAGAUGGAUUUCAAGUAAAUGAUGAAAGGUUUGAACAGAUACAAGAGGAGGAAGAAAGAUCUCUUUCUAGUAGCGUUCGAAGAGAUAUCCCAACGGAGCUGUACAUCUUCAAUCGUCAAUACUUAUACGUCGACGAUCUAGAACCUUUGAUAAACGAAUUGGAGGAAGCAGUGCCACUUCGGCCACCGGUACAUGAACCAGAACUGCAAUUGCCAAUUACACCUCGAAUGCUUAAUGCUCUAUUGGAAUGGUGUGCGUUGGUGUUGCAGAAUAUGACUGAGCAUGAUGCCCUAUCAGAGCAAUAUCUAUCGCAGACGCAAAUAAUCGACGAAAGUACUCGUGCAGCAUUCUCAAAUGUGCAGACAUUGGCAGAGAAUACAUAUACUGCAUCAUACGACCUCAAAACCCACCUGGAAAAAGAGCUUACUCGGAUGAAAGGUCUUUUGCAGGAUCAUGACCUCGCUUGGAAAAUAUUCUACAUGGUGCAGAUCCAUCCCAAAUUGCUACCGAAACCCACAACGGAAGGCAAGAGUCGACUAGGAGAUCGUAUCAAUAAGAGAUUUAUCGAAGAAGUUUUUCGAGAAUGCACGGAUGUGUAUGAGAAUUUGACUGACGAAUGGAAAGCCAUGACGACUAAGGACAAUGAAUUGGUUGAAAAUGUCAAUAAAUGGCAGAAUGAGGGACAAAGUACAAGUACUGAACCGGGACAGGAAACUUUUCGAGAAAGCAGACAAGCUCUUACACGAGCUAAUGAGAUACAAGUGUUCUUACAACAGACUUGUUCCCCGGAUGAACAUGGCUGGCCAGCUGCUGAGCGUUUAGCAAAAGAUGAAAAUAUGGUGAGAGCGAUAGAGGAAGCGGUAGGCGAGCUCAUCCUUCUCGACGAGGUUUGUCGUGAUUCGCUCAGGCGCCUCGUGGCUGACAAGAAUGAAAUGGUUCCGCGUGGCUUGGAUCUUCUGCAUAUCAUCAGUGAAUUGCAGUCGGGCUUCACCGAAUUGGAUUCAGAGCUCAGAAAGCUUGAUGAGAGCUUCAAUUCAAAGCGAGCGGAAAACUUCAAGCACAUAACGCGAUUCCAGAAUCUUUUAUUCUGUUAUGGAUCAACAAUGAUUGAAAUCUAUCGAAGAACAGCUUUCGAUAGACAUUUUCUGGGUCGGAGUGAAGCAAUCGCCGAACUGAUGGCCAAUCAUACAGAGAGCGAAAAGAAGCGAAGAUCAGAUUUUCAAAAGCAAGGCGAGUAUUUAUUACCAUGGAAGAUCAAUCGUGAGCUAAAGGAUGACGAAGCACCAAGUCUGGAUAUGUCUACCCGACCAAGGGAGGAGAAUGAACCGCAACUUGUGAUCGAGCAAAAUGAAGUCGAAGAGCUAUUUCAGAUGCUUGAUGAAAUAGAAGCUUCUUUAGACUUGCAGAAUGAAUCGAACCCCAUUGCUGAGGCAAGAUCACUCCUUCGCACUCUAUUCGAUGAAGCAAAGGACUUUGAAGCUAACUUUGCUAGAUUGGUCGAGAUAAGCCUUCUAGAUGGACAAGACGAUGCAGAAAGCGAAGAUGCAACAGAGCAAAAUGGAGCACGACCGCGAGUUGCAACCCGAAAGCUAGAGCAGGAAAAGCAUAGGCUUGAACAAGAGCUUCAAGAUCUGAAGAUUGAGCAUGGGAAGAGAGAACGUACACUUGCAGAAGCUCGGGAUCAGGAAUUGCAAUCUGUACAAGCAGAGCUCAGCAAAAUCAAGCAUGAGCUCAGAAAUGCAGAGCAUGCCCUAGACCAGGAAAGAACGCAACAUGAAGAAACAAAGAAAGACUUGGACGCUGUCAAGGCUGAUGCAGAUACGGAAUCAGCUCGUCGUCAUAAUAUGCAAGAUGAACUGACAAGGCUGCGAAGGGAGGUGGAAGAUGCACGAAGGGCAGAAAAAGAUGCAAAAGUGGAGAUUGCUGAAGAAUUUGAUCGUUUGAAUGAGCUAGAAGCACAUCUUAAUGAUGCUCGAGUUGAAUUGGAAGAAGUACGCUCUGCUCGCGAUGAUGCAAGCAAACGAUUAGAAGCACUUUUGAACAAAGGUACUUCAUUCGAAGGUGAAUUACGCAUUGCUCAAGAUCGCAUUGCUGAAUUGACGCAUCAAUUAAGCGUUGCUAGGUCGGAAACUCGUACAGUGCAAAUUGCUUUGACCGAAGCAGAAAGUGCUCGUGAUAAAGCCCUUCGAUCUUACCGUGCUGAAGCCGAUGGCGAUCGAGCAAUCUUGGAAGAGACUCUUCGAAACAAAGAAACAGAAUUGCGGGAAGCAGAAGAUUUGCUAAGAAGGCGUGAUAAUGAAUCGACGGAACACACAGAUAGCAUCAAGAAUUUGCAAAGUCAAUUAUCAGCUGCAGAUGAAGCACACGAAGACCUUGUACGACAAUAUGAGACCGCAAAAGAAUCAUCAUUGAAUGCAGAAAUGGCAAAACGACAAAUCGAGCGAAAUUUGGAUGCUGUUGUGGAGAAAGUUCGCAUUUUGAUGACCAAAUCGAUUUCCUUAUCAGAUGCAAUGGAAAGGAUGCCUAUUCUCUCAUCUGGAAGUUCAUCAAAGAAUGGAACCAAGCUGGCUGCUGAGACCAUCGAUGAAAUUGAUGAGAAGAGUGACAAGGCGAGAAGAGUUGCGCUAGAGUCGUUCAAGAAUGGCGCAGAUGACAUUGCACUUGAAGUCUUGCUCGAUGUCCUUGGCUGGCUCACAAAAAAUUCUGCAGAAGAUAAGGCGGUCAUCAAGAUGGAGUCCCAGAUCACCCAAUGCAAGAAAUGGAUGAAAGCUUAUAAGCACAUCAAUGAAAAAGGUCAGAAACAACAACUUGUACUUCGAGAGAAGAUCACCUUCCGUCACUUUGCAGUCGGCGAUCUUGCCCUGUUCUUGCCAACAAGGAGUAAUGCCUUACCCCAACAAAAUGGCCAAGAUACAAACGGAACAGGAAGAGAUAGUUCCAAUGCCUUCUCAAAUGUGAAACCUUGGGCUGCAUUUAACAUCAAUUUCCCUCAUUUCUUCCUCAACUUUGGCGGCAAAGCUGAGAAUGAACAAUUACGUGACAGUCUGCGCACUAAAGAAUGGAUCGUUGCUCGUAUUACAAAAAUUGAAAGUAAGACAGCAAACUCUUCCGUACCCGAUGGAAAUCCAUUCCAACUGGCAGAUGGCGUCAAGUUCUAUCUUUUGGAUGUGGAAAGUUGGAACGCUGCAAACUCAAGCAUUGUACCUAGCAUUCCACGAAGAAAGAGUACGUCAACGACGGUUACGACGGCAGACAAGAGUGCUCAAGUGCCACCAUCUUUGCGUAGAUGGGGUAGUACGCCUGACACUCAUGCCGAUGCAAGCAUGAAAGAGAUUGUGGAAGAUGAUCGUACAGAAGUCAAGGCUAAUGCCACCGUUGAGUCGAUUUCCGAAAGCCCUAUAAAAGCAAGACUGAGCCCAACGAACAGAUACACUCGCAUAACGAAUCGUACAAGUGGCGCAUUUGCUCGUCCAAGUGAAACACCGACGGUAAAGGAAGCAAGCGCACCAAAGGAGAACAAGUCAGAGCCAAAGCCGAUCAAACCUAAUAAGACUUUAUUGCAAGCUUCUGAGAGAGCUUUUGAUCCAUUUUCUGCUAGCCCAGCUCCUGGUACCCCAGGUGAGUCAGGCGGAAUGAAUGAAUACUUAUUACGAAGGAAUGGAACUGCAAGUCGUGAACCAUCAGGACUUUCUGCAGGAAGCGAGAAAGGCAAAAUGAAAGAAACCGAAAGACCGAUGAAGAUCAGGUCAAGGCCUGCUGCGAUUGCCUCUGCACGAAUUCGAGCACCUUCUGCGGCUACACCAACGAUGGAAGUUGCACAAGGUUUGAAUUCGUUCGGUCAUGCUGCACAAAUUUCUGAAGAUGGAAUUGGGCCUUCAACAUCUUCUUUCAGCGGUGGAUCUCAAAGGACAGGUAGUGGCUUUAGUUUGCCUGCUGCAGGAGGUGGUAGCAAUUUCUCAAUCGAUUCUCGAUCGCCUUCACGUAAGAAUGCAUCCAGCACAAGCUUAGUCUCCGCUCCUUCUCCAGCACUGAACAGAAGGUCAAUUUUUGGUUCAGGAUGGACAUUAGGCAGGAAAUCGGGCUCGCAAACACUCAACUCUUCCGGUGAGGCUGGAAAUAGUUUUGAUGAACAAGAAGAUCUAUCGGCCACUGUAACGGACGCAACACGUAGUUUGAGGCGAUUGACCAGUUAUGGUAGCAAGCGAUGAGAAGCUCUCUAUUUAAUUUUGUAUUUUAUAGCGAUUCACUGUAAUUUAUUGCAUGUUGUUAGUAUCGAUACUGCAUUCGCUUUAUCUCACAAGCAGAAAUGCGUGAAG